Molecule: messenger RNA, 1554 nt
Organism: Mercenaria mercenaria
Lineage: Eukaryota; Metazoa; Mollusca; Bivalvia; Venerida; Veneridae
Exons: 12
Coding region: 1-1554 (517 amino acids)
Molecular function (GO): protein binding
Source: RefSeq, a predicted model, not a curated record
AUGUCUCUGUGUAAUGAGAGUAUAAUGGGCUCAACCCUGAAGCCCAACCCAGUUAUUGGAUUAAAAUCUUCAGUUUUAAACAGCACAUGUGUCCAAGUGCAAUGGAGAACAAACAAUUCAGAGAUGCAGUACCCUAAAGAACACAAACUGACAGUUUCCAGUAAAUGGGAUGGCCCUGAGGUGUAUAAGUUCAACACAACAACAGAAACCGAAAAAGAUACACAUGGUUGGACGUUGUGUAAUCUCCACCCGCAUACAGUUUACACGUUCGCUGUAAGCAUACAGCCUACUGGAGAGCAAGCAGGUUUUUACAGCGACCCUAGAGAAACUGUGGCCACUACAUACUCUGAUAUACCAAGUGCCAGUCCAGGUGUAACAGACGGGGGUUACAGCUGGACUCACAGGGACUGUGAAGGAAUAAAUGACAAAAGAAAAGUUUGUGUGUUUUGGAAGCCAAUCCGAGGGGAAGAUAAAAAUGGUCAAAUGAAAGGACUAGAUGGUGUAUUCACAGCCGUCAAUCAGACUAGGACACCAAUCGAUGUGAACUGGGCUGAAGAUUUAACAUACGGUUGUAGUUCGGGCUUGCUGUGUAAUAUAAGCUAUGUGUUCUCCAUCAAGGCCAGAAAUAGUAAUGGUACAUCAGAAGAUAACUCCACAUUGCUUAUAUCAGCCGCCACUAAAGGAAUAGUCCAGCCACAGCUUAUAGUUGAGGCUUCCAACAUCUCAAAUGUUUCUGUGAGUUGGACAGAAGCAGAAAAGGCCACCAGUUAUAUGGUAGCCUGGUGUAGAAACAGAAAUGGAGAAUGUGAGAAUAGAAACAUUGUUAAUUGGCAAAGAUUCUCUUCGGCUACGAGAAAAGCUGUUCUACAAAUUAAUCCAGAAAACUCACCACAAGACUUUCUGUAUGGUGUAAGUGUGUUGACAGAGCAAGGCAGCAGUGGUGUAGAAUGGCAAGAUUGUGUCUACCUUAAAAAUGCUUACCCAAAGAGGGAGCCUCAGAAUGUGGUUGUGUCAACAGGACCUGAUGAUAACACACUAGUUGUCACGUGGGAUAAACUGACAUGUAAAUCAGAUGAGCCAUAUAUAGCCAUGUACAAUGUGCAAUUUAACAAACUGCAUGAAGGAAACCAGCAAUCCCUAAAUGUAGCAGCAUCAGGUGAAGCAAGGGUUGUGUUGAAUAACUUGGAGGAGGAACAAACUUACAUUGUAACAGUGAGAGGCAUUACAAAAGACGGACAUUAUGGACCAAAGAGUCAACCGCAGAAAGGGGUGCCAGAAGAUAACAGAUUAAAGCCAGGCGCAAUUGUGGGAAUUGCCAUCAGUGUGCUUUUAGCUGUUUUACUGGCCGGAGUUGGAUGUUUCUGUUUGUUAAGGAAGUGUAAAAAGAGGGCAGAGAAGACUGUAAAAGGUUUAGCAGAUAUUACUGUCCCGGAAGACCUAACCCUUGGAUUUGAUGAUGCAGCGGAAGAGGGAGAAAUUGACAGACCAUCAACUCGACCUGUAAGUAGUAUAAGUAAUGAGUUAAACAUGCAUGCCCUACUUGUUUUUAUCUGA